Molecule: messenger RNA, 5181 nt
Organism: Musca domestica (house fly)
Lineage: Eukaryota; Metazoa; Arthropoda; Insecta; Diptera; Muscidae
Product: collagen alpha-1(I) chain
Exons: 10
Coding region: 259-4884 (1541 amino acids)
Molecular function (GO): extracellular matrix structural constituent
Source: RefSeq, a predicted model, not a curated record
UUUGGUUACAGUUUAUUUUCAAUUUCAAAACGAUCAACAUCUUCUCGAAGAAAAAGAAACGAAGUAAAAGUGAACGGGUUCGGGUGGCCAAAGGAAGUGAAAUAAAAGACAAUUUUCAAACAUAAAGUGAUUGUGAUUCAAAGUGUUGUGUGAGAAAUUUGAAAAAAUACAAGGAUCAAAUAUUAUCACCAAUGCUUGAAUCCAUUCAGUUGUGAUUUCAAAUGUGGAGAGAUUAGCUGAGACCACCACACCACAAAAAUGCAUUUCAAACUAUUUUGGCUGUUAAUCACCGCCUGUGUUCUAAUAGCUGCAGUCACUGCCGCCGCCGAAGAGACAAAAGAUGCCCCCAAAAAUGCUGCCAAGAACGUAAAAAAGGCCCGCCUUAGGAAGAAGAUCGUUGAACGCCCCCAGGCCGAGGAGCCCAAGCCGGACGAUGCCAGUCUGGACGAUUUGGAUAAUUAUGACUACAGCAAUUACGAUGAUGAUUUGGGUUCCGAUGUUGACACAUUCGAGGCACAUGGUGUGGAGGUUGCCUCCUCCACCGCCACCCCCCGCAUGGCUUCCAAUGUCAUCAAUGCCUUCUCCUGUUUCUUUGAGGGCAACUGGUAUCGGGACAACGAUGAGUUUACCACCGAACAAAACAACUGUGUUCACAAUUGCAUUUGCCGGGAGGGGAAGGUCGACUGUACCCCCUCUGCAGAUUGCAAACUUGGACUUGGCCCUGCCAUAGAUUUGCAACCACUCGACGAAAUUCCCACAACAACUCCAAAACCUGUUACGCCAGCAACGACGCCGGCCUAUAACCCCUAUGAAGCAGCUUUGGGACCUCGUGGAGAGCCGGGCUAUCCUGGUGCCCAAGGUCCCUCAGGAGAGGCCGGAUUCCCUGGGGCACCUGGCACCCCCGGUGUACCUGGAAAUCCAGGUCCCCCUGGUCCCAUGCCCGACAUGAGCUACUAUCAUCAACAAUUGGCCGCUGAAUAUGCAAACUCCGACAAAGGCCCUACGGCAGCUGCUUUCUACGCCCCUGUACCAAUACCCACAAAUGGUCAGCCAGGACCUCGGGGUCCACCCGGCACUGUGGGACCUCAGGGUCCUCAAGGUUUCCAAGGCACACGUGGUGAGCCCGGAGAACCUGGUGUUCAGGGACCACCUGGUCCAAUGGGUCCCAGAGGUUUACCUGGUCCCCCCGGAAAAGAUGGCAUGCCUGGUGAGGAUGGAGAACCUGGACCCCAGGGUUUGGCUGGUACACCUGGCCCUCGUGGCCUUCCCGGUCUACCAGGUCAACCCGGAUUGAAAGGACAUCGCGGUCUACCCGGUUUGGAUGGAUCAAAGGGUGAUAUGGGUGCCCCCGGUGAAAAGGGGUCUGCUGGUGUAAUGGGCCCUGUGGGUCCACCUGGUUCAACUGGUCCCGCCGGUCCCCGCGGUGAACGUGGUCGUGAAGGUCCACCCGGCCAGCCUGGUGCUCGUGGCUUGGAUGGCAACCCUGGCACUCCCGGCCAACCUGGAGCCAUAGGUAAACCUGGACCUCCAGGUUUCCCCGGUAUUCCCGGCGCCAAAGGUGAUAUGGGUCACAUGGGCCCCAAAGGUGAUCAAGGUUUGCAAGGUCCACGCGGUGAGGCAGGUCGUCCAGGUGCCACAGGUGAAAAUGGUCUCCCGGGCCUUCCCGGUAAGGAUGGUAUGCCUGGCGACAAGGGUUCUAUGGGUGCUCCUGGUAUUGCUGGUCCUCAAGGUUUCCCCGGUCCCAGAGGACCCGAUGGCAUGCCAGGCAGUCCCGGUGAGCCCGGUGUAAAAGGUGCUGCCGGACAACCCGGCGAAAGAGGGUAUAAAGGUGACCAAGGCAUUAAAGGUGAAGCAGGCCAACCAGGCCCCAGAGGUCUACCCGGCACUGUUGGACCCGAAGGCAAGCGCGGCAAACGUGGCAUGCGUGGUCCCACCGGCCCAGCUGGUCCCACAGGUGAACGUGGUUCUCCCGGCAUGCCUGGUCUUCCUGGACCCGAUGGCCCCAUGGGUCCCAAGGGCACACCCGGUGAGAGAGGUGUACAAGGUCCUCCUGGCGAAAAAGGCAGCAAUGGUGAUAUUGGUCCUCCCGGUCUACCUGGUCUCCAGGGUUUGAGAGGUCUUCCCGGUCGUGUGGGUCCCGAUGGCAGAGAUGGUCCACCAGGUGAACGUGGUCCUCCAGGUGCAGAUGGAAAGCCCGGUGAACAAGGUUUGCAAGGUCUUCAAGGUUUGCCCGGUCCCAUGGGUAUACCCGGUGAUAAGGGUAUUCCUGGAGAACCUGGUAAGGCAGGCGAGCCCGGCGUUGCUGGCCCCCCUGGUCCGCGUGGUGAUAAUGGCAAAGAUGGUUUACCCGGAGCCCAGGGUCCACCUGGCCCACCGGGUCAAGAUGGUGCUCGAGGUGAAGCAGGUCCCACAGGUCCCAGAGGUUUCCAAGGUUUGCCAGGAGCUCCUGGUAGCCCUGGAUCCCCUGGCAAGGAUGGUGCUCAUGGCCCACCAGGUCCCCAAGGUCCAACUGGUCCGGCUGGUUUGAGAGGCGAAAGAGGUUAUCCCGGAGAACGAGGCCCUAUUGGUCAACCUGGUACACCUGGCGAAAGGGGUGAGCCUGGAAAUCCAGGACAUGAUGGACCACCGGGUCUCCCCGGCAAACAAGGCGAAAAGGGCCACAUGGGUGCCCCCGGUAUGAUGGGCAUACCCGGCCACAAAGGUCUACCCGGUCCAGCUGGUGUAAAGGGCGAACGUGGUAGCACAGGCCCCAUGGGACCCGAGGGUGCCCCCGGCCGUCCCGGUGAUAGAGGUCCCCAGGGUAAUGUUGGGCCACCAGGAGCCCCUGGUGAGCCUGGUGAACGUGGUAGUCCUGGCAAUCCUGGUACCCCUGGUGAACAAGGUGCAAAUGGUGCCCCCGGUGAAAGAGGUCCAAUUGGUCCAGCUGGUCCUCCCGGUUUUCCAGGUGCCCCUGGUAUUGUUGGUUUACCUGGAGCUAAAGGUGAUCGCGGUUUAAUGGGUAUUAAGGGUUCUCAAGGUGAUGUCGGUCCUCAGGGACAACCGGGCGAACAAGGUCUGCCCGGUCCAGUGGGUUUGACCGGUCCCAAGGGUGCUAGAGGUGAACCUGGUCUAAGAGGAGAGCCGGGUAUGAGUGGCUUGCCCGGAAGACCCGGAGAUGCUGGAGCACCAGGACAACCUGGCAGCCCCGGCCAGCCUGGUAUUGCUGGACCCCAAGGCCUCAAGGGUAGCUCGGGUGAGCCCGGACGCCCUGGCCAACCUGGACAACCUGGCUUGCAAGGACCCCCUGGCCCCGAGGGUCAAAAAGGCGAAACUGGCAAUGAUGGUCCACCCGGACCUCCCGGCACUCAAGGUCCCCAAGGUCCUGUGGGAGAUCGCGGUAUGCCUGGCUUACCUGGCCCUCCAGGAUCCCAAGGUUUACGUGGCAUGCGUGGUCCAGCUGGAGAAACUGGCCAACCAGGCAAACCUGGAAAGGAUGGCCCUCCCGGUCCCCAAGGUUUGAUAGGUCCACAAGGCAAUCCCGGUCCCCAAGGCGAACAAGGUCCCGUGGGACCUGCAGGUAAACCAGGUGCCCCAGGUAUUCAAGGACGUCCUGGUGAUAAGGGACCUCCCGGUCAACAAGGCAAUCAAGGCGCUCCCGGUAAUCCAGGUCUUCCUGGCCCACCCGGUCCGACUGGUCCAGCAGGUCAACAUGGUGAACGUGGUCCCAAGGGUGAAACAGGUCUACCCGGCGUGGUUGGUCCCAUGGGUCUUAGAGGCAAACCUGGUCCUCCGGGUAUUGAGGGCCCCAAGGGAGAAACUGGCGAACCAGGUCCUAAGGGUAUUAAGGGUCACAGAGGUUUGAUUGGUUUGCAAGGUUUACCCGGUUCCCCUGGUUUGAAGGGUGACACGGGUCUGCCGGGUCUACAAGGAGCUCCAGGCAAACCCGGAGAAAUGGGAAUGAGAGGUCCCCAGGGCAGAGAUGGCAAUCCCGGACCUCCAGGUCAACCAGGUCCUGCCGGCCCCAGAGGUUACAGCGGUCACGAUGGUAAACCAGGUCCUGUGGGCCCAGCCGGUCCUCCAGGUCCACCUGGUCCACCAGGUGAAACUUUGGGUUAUGAUGUUGCUGCCCUGACAGCCCUGCUCAACCAGGGUCAAACCAAGGGUGUGGAUGUUAUGGGUGAUCAGCCAAUGAUUGAUAAGCUAACGGAGGGCCUGUCCGAUGAGGAGAAACAGGCCUUGGUCAUGAAGGCCUUUGAUCAUGUCAAGGCCUCCUUUGAACGUUUCAAGCGUCCCAAUGGCCAACAGACUGCCCCAGCCAAAACUUGUCGUGACCUGUUUGCUGCCUAUCCUGACUUUAAAUCCGGAGAUUAUUGGAUUGAUCCCAAUGAGGGAGAUAUUCAGGAUGCCAUUUUGGUCUAUUGUGAAAAGGAGAGGAGAGCCACGUGCAUUAUUCCGCAACCCAAGGAGUCGAAUGUGUUGAGCUAUGUGGGCUCCGAAAAGGAAGUUUGGUUGGGUGAAAUGGCCGGAGGUAUGGACAUUAACUAUAAGACCGAUUCCAAUCAAAUGGGUUUCUUGCAACUGCUUUCCGGAAGGGCUAGCCAGAAGAUAACGUUCCAUUGUAGGAACACGGUGGCCUAUUUGCAUGAUGAUUCGACGGCAGCAAGGGAUGGCUUGAAGUUACUGUCCUGGAAUGAUGCUGAACUGACACCCAAGGGUCCCCAGAGAUUGCGCUAUGAAGCCGAGCUGGAUGAGUGCAGGAAACGUUCCAAUGCCUGGGCCAAGACCGUGAUCACCUACACCACCCAAAAGACCCAGCGUCUGCCAAUUGUCGACAUUGCCAUACGCGAUGUGGGUGAGACCAAUCAGCAGUUCCGUGUGCAGCUAGGAUCAGCUUGUUUCUAUUAGAGGCUUUGUAAUUUAGAAAACUCAUUUUUAGUUUAGAUUUUUAAGACGAAAAACAUGCCUAGAAGGACACUCUCUCUCUCAGCGAACGAAUUUACUUAAGUUAUGGACAUUUUGAGAACAAAAAAAAAAUACCCCUCACCUGGUAUACAGACGCAAGAAACUCUCACUGCUUACAAUAGACUUUAAGGAAACAAAACCAAAAAAAUAGCAAAUAAUGUAGAUAAAAAUCGCCAAAAAAUAAAGUUACUUACUGACUUCUAUAAAGCAAUUUGCAAUUAAAUUGAAAUUGAAAUUUAA